UUAGUACUUCCGGUUCCUACACGUGUUGAGCAAAAUAAUGUUUUGGUGAAGACAACAUCACACAAACUUAAAAAGAUGGGCAAGAAACGGACUAAAGCCAUUCGCUCCAUAAGAACAAAACAGAGUACUGGACAGGAGGAGGAGUAUAAAAAGGCGCCCCAUUCAUUUGUGUUUCAACGUGGUCAUGUGGGGAAAAAUGUUUUGCAGCUUGUUAAAGACAUGAGACAGUUAAUGGAACCAUACACUGCGUCUAGACUUCAGGUCCGAAAGAAGAAUGUGUUGAAAGACUUUGUCAAUAUAGCAGGAGAAUUAGGAGUGUCCCAUUUCUUGAUCUACACAAAAUCAGACAUAAACGUUCACUUGAGGAUGUGUCGAUUACCUCGAGGACCGACCUUGACCUUCAGAGUUCACGAGUACACUUUGUGUAAAGACAUUGUGUCGGCCCUGAAAAAGCCGAACAUGGACCCUAAACAGUUCAAUCAUCACCCACUGCUGGUCAUGAACAAUUUUACAGGAGAAGAAAUGCAUCUGAAGCUGAUGUCCACCAUGUUUCAGAAUAUGUUUCCUUCAAUUAACAUUAACAAGGUAAACUUGAAUAACAUAAAGAGAUGUGUGAUGAUAAAUUACAACAGUGAGGAUAAAACCAUUGACUUCAGACACUAUAACGUGAAGGUUGUACCAGUGGGAUUAAGCAGAGGUGUGAAGAAGCUGAUUAAGGCGGAAGUUCCAGAUCUCAGUCGUUUUAAUGAUGUUAGUGACUUUAUAACCAAGGGAGGUAAUUUGUCAGAGAGUGAGGCUGAGUUGGAUGGAGACCACAAUGAAGUGGUUCUACCCCAGGACAUCAGGAGUCGUGGAAACAUCCGCUCGGCCAAGAGUGCCAUCAGGUUGACAGAGGUUGGUCCCAGGAUGACCCUCCAGCUUCUGAAGAUAGAGGACGGUGUGUGUCAGGGAGACGUCAUGUUCCAUGAACUGGUCCACAAAUCAGACAAAGACAUCAAAGACAUAAAGGCCCUCAGGGAGUCCAAGAGAAAACUCAAAGAACUUCGCAAAAGACAGCAAGAAGAAAAUGUCAGCAAGAAACUUCAAAUAAAGGAAGAACACAAACAGAAAAGUUUGAAAGGAAUGAGGAAAGAGGAGGGAGAUGUAGAGGAGCCGGAGAUGGGGGGUAAUGAAGAUGAUGAUGAGGACGAUGAUGCUGCGUACUAUGAGGAGGAAGUGGGAGAGGCCCCAGACCCAGAUUUGUUUCAAAGAAAAAACAGAAAGAGAAAGCAAUCCCACAAUUCCCCAGUUCCAUUCAAGAAGAAGAGACCAAGUUCUGGAGCAAGGGGUGCUGGUGUUAGAGAUGGGGGUAAACCCAAUGUCAAACACAACAAGGGGGAACAGAAGGGGAAAUUCUCCAAGAGGCAUCAAAAGGAAAGUUUUGGAAAAGUGAAAGGCAAGAAGGGUGAACAUUUCAAGCAGAAAGACAGACCUAGUAACAGGAAGGCCAAAAGGUCGGGGGAGAUAACAAAGAAACCCAAGUUUAAAUCAAAGAGGAAAGGAAGAAAGUGAUGAGCGUGUUAAGUUAAUGUAUUAGAAAUAAAGAAGACAAUGAGUUCA
This is a messenger RNA of Magallana angulata, 1599 nucleotides long. Its product is annotated as suppressor of SWI4 1 homolog. Gene Ontology annotation, biological process: rRNA processing; ribosomal large subunit assembly. The transcript is spliced from 10 exons. Lineage: Eukaryota; Metazoa; Mollusca; Bivalvia; Ostreida; Ostreidae. Gene Ontology annotation, molecular function: rRNA binding. Bases 76 to 1551 code for a protein of 491 amino acids. Gene Ontology annotation, cellular component: preribosome, large subunit precursor. The record is from RefSeq and is a predicted model, not a curated record.